Suricata suricatta (meerkat) is the source of this 821-nucleotide messenger RNA. RefSeq names its product transmembrane protein 91 (gene TMEM91). The record is from RefSeq and is a predicted model, not a curated record. The transcript has 4 exons. Lineage: Eukaryota; Metazoa; Chordata; Mammalia; Carnivora; Herpestidae. Gene Ontology annotation, cellular component: intracellular membrane-bounded organelle; membrane. Bases 213 to 731 code for a protein of 172 amino acids.
CGCCCCCGCGCGCUGCGGGCCAGGGGCUCCGAGAGGGGAGCCCAGAGGGACGCGCAGAGCGUGCGCCCCCAGGCCCGGGUCCCAGGGAGCGCGGGGCUCGCGGAGUUCCGUCACCUGGGGGCACAGGGUCGGGGCGGGUGUCGGUGCAGGGGCCCAGGAGGUCCCAACAUUCCGCCGUGGGCGGAAACCUUUCCCGGAGCCUCUCCCCAGCCAUGGACAGCCCCAGUUUUCGAGAGCUCCAACAGCCUCUGCUGGCGGGGGUGGACUGUGGGCCCGCCAUCCAGAAGCCUCCUGAACCCCAGCUGGGGCCUCCCUUCGGAGAGACAGCCUUUGCAGAGUCCCUGAGGGGUUGGCAGUUCCUCCCACCACCUCUUCCCUCUGUGAGCGCUGGCCUUGGGGAGCCAGGGCCCCCUGACCUUGAGGAUGCAUCAUCCAGUGACAGCGACUCGGACUGGGAUGGGGGCAGCCUUCUCUCCCCGCUCCUCCCCCACGACCACCUCGGCUUGGCCGUCUUCUCCACGCUCUGCUGUUUCUGGCCUGUGGGCAUCGCUGCCUUCUGCCUGGCCCAGAAGACCAACAAGGCUUGGGCCAAGGGGGACGUCCAGGGGGCAGGGGCUGCCUCCCGCCGCGCCUUCCUGCUGGGGGUCCUCGCCGUCGGGCUGGGCGUGUGCACGUACGCGGCCGCCCUGGUGACCCUGGCCGCCUACCUGGCCUCCCGAGAGCCGCCCUAGCUGCCCCCGCAGCCCGGCUGAGUCAGGGGCCCACACCGCCUCCUCCGGGCCGCGCAACGAGAUUAAACUCCAGACGCUCGAGCAGCCAAA